AAACAAAAAAAUUAAUUAAAUAAUGGACAUGUGUACAAUGACUCACAUUUCCACAUCUAAAAUUACAAAACAAAAACAAAUGACAGAAAUGCAUUUAAAAGGGAAGUCUAUUGUGCAAUUGCAACUGUAUUGAAAACGUUGUUGUAGUCUGUGUUUUGACAAUCAACCUAAAAAAAUAUAUAUAUUCGUAGAGGUACCAAAUAUCACAGUCAAGAUGAAGCACAGAAGCAAAAGUGUUCACACACACACAAAAUGUCUUGUAAAAUUACAUUUUAUUCAUUUGGUAGCACUAGCAAUCUUAUAUAAAAAAAAAUUCCCAUAUCUCACAUUUACAUAAGCCUUUUGUUCGAUGUUAAUUGCUUGCCUUAAUUAACCCUGAAUAAUGAUUGGCUGUGAAUGUGCAUAAAGUCGCAUUAAGAGCGCGAUGCUCAGACACGCUUUAUGCCCAGCGGCAGAGUGCGGAUCCCACAGGCACCCUGAAGUGGACGAUACAGGGAUUAGAAGGGCGCAGGGAACCGCAAAGACGCCAACACAGUUACCUCUAGUGCACUCGUCUGCUCCCUUUUACUCAAUUACAGCCACAAUUACUGAAUAAAGAACAUUGAGCUCAUAAAAAUGCAUAGAAAGCAAACAGAACUCUACCUUAACGCCAAGAACUGGACCGAGAUAAGUUUGUUUUUUAAUUCACUCAUCUAAAAAUAUCGAUACGGUAUCUUGCUCUUGUAACACUCCUUCUCUUUCUCUCACACGCUCUCGUACCGAAGCCCACCUCUCAGUUGCCCUCCCCCAAAGAGUGUCAUCAUGACACGUAGCUUUGAAAUACUCUUGACAGGCACAGAAUUGCUCAUACUGGUGCUAAGCAUUGAAGAAGCCAGACUAUUGACAAGGAAAUGUGUCAUUUUAUUGCUUUGCUCAUCUCACGUUAACAAAUGGAGGGAUGGCAGCUGGACAUCCUUGCACUGGUGUGACUGAGGCACAGAGAGGGAGUGAAAUCACCAACCUUGCCAGGGGAAAGAUGGAAAGGAUUACUAUAAAUGGGACAUCUUGAUCUUUUUUGAGGUGGUCUGCAUCAGAUUUCAGUGAGGUGACCCGCAGAUCAACUGUUUCACAUUCAGCAUCACUCUCUCAAUGCACUUGAAAAACGCUGGAUGUGUGCUCGCUUCAUCGAGACCACAGGAAGCGCACACAGUCCUAUUCAACUCUCCGAUGAUGAGUGGCUCACCUAUCCCUCGAGUAGAGGCAGCAUCAGGUGUGAAUGCCUGGAAUGUUCACAGGAGCUUCAAUGACAGCGGUAUUAUCGGUGAUGGUUGGAGCAUUAGUGGCAGCGGUCCCUGGCUUCUCGCAGUCAUGCUGUCCCUUAUAAUUCUGGUGACAGCUUGUGGGAACAUUUUGUUGAUUGCCUUGGUGUUUGCACAUCGGUCGCUGCGCUGCACCUCCAAUUGCUUCCUAGUGUCCCUCUUCCUGUCAGACUUGAUGGUGGCUUUGGUCGUGAUGCCCCCUGCUAUGCUCAAUGUGCUGUGUGGGACCUGGGUGCUGGCGCCUGGAUUCUGCCCCGUCUGGCUUUGCUUCGACGUGAUGUGCUGUAGUGCCUCCAUUCUCAACUUGUGUGUCAUCAGUCUGGACCGCUACCUCUUCAUCAUCUCUCCGCUGCGAUACAAACAACACAUGACCCCGCCUCGUGCCUUGCUUCUGGUGGGUGGGGCUUGGGGGUUGGCAGCCCUCACUUCCUUUCUGCCAAUCAAGAUGGACUGGCACAGCCUGGGUCGCAUGCAAGACCUUUCCGAGAAUGAUCUCGCCAACACCACAGUCUCGCAAUUGAGUUUCUUCUACCCCUCUUCGUACUUCCAGCUUACCACGUCAGGGACGCCGUCCAUGCAGUGCCGCCUGCGGGUGACUCUCCCCUUUGCCCUCGUUGCGACCUUUCUCACCUUCUUCUUGCCUUCUACAGCCAUUUGUUUUACCUACUGCCGGAUCCUGUUGGCGGCCAGAAGACAGGCACGACAGGUGGAGGCUCUUACUCAUCCUCCUUACCCACCUCCUUCUCCCAGUCAUGCCAUCCAGGAUGGAGAUGACUACAGCCAUCAGGAGCCACCCGUGUUGCGGCAAGCUCUGUUGUCGGUGAACAGUGAGCGCAGACUGGCACACAGGCAAAGAAAGAGAGCUCUGAAAGCCAGUCUUACCCUGGGAGUGCUCCUGGGUCUCUUCUUCAGUGCCUGGCUUCCCUUUUUUAUCACCAACAUGGCACAGGCGGUGUGUGAGUGUGUACCACCUUCCUUCUUCGAUGCCAUCACCUGGCUGGGCUACUGUAACAGCACCAUGAACCCAAUUAUAUACCCAAUGUUCAUGAGGGAUUUCAAGAGGGCUUUGGCACGGCUUCUACCCUGCUGUUCUUCAUCUCAAGCCCCUCGUAGGCCAUCGCUGCCGCUUUCCCUUUCUCUACGCAACUCAGGGGAGCCACAACUACCCACUGAACCCCCCUCCCUUGUGUCUGAACCGCCACAACUACCGGCGACGGCAACAGAUGCUGUUAACCUUCUCGAUGCGGAACAUGCUGGGAUUGACCUGCCUCUGCUGCUGCCCAACCAGGUCGAUACAUUAGACGAUUGAUACGCCAACUGAGACAACAAAAGAAGUGCAAUAUACUGUGGACAGCAAGAUAUGUGACUUAUAACUAUAGGUUUAUGAA
Sinocyclocheilus grahami is the source of this 2686-nucleotide messenger RNA. RefSeq names its product 5-hydroxytryptamine receptor 6-like. The record is from RefSeq and is a predicted model, not a curated record. NCBI's taxonomy places the organism in Eukaryota, Metazoa, Chordata, Actinopteri, Cypriniformes, Cyprinidae. Gene Ontology annotation, cellular component: dendrite; plasma membrane. Gene Ontology annotation, biological process: chemical synaptic transmission; adenylate cyclase-modulating G protein-coupled receptor signaling pathway; G protein-coupled receptor signaling pathway, coupled to cyclic nucleotide second messenger. The coding region runs from base 1129 to 2607 and encodes 492 amino acids. The transcript has 3 exons. Gene Ontology annotation, molecular function: neurotransmitter receptor activity; G protein-coupled serotonin receptor activity.